Lathyrus sativus (Indian pea) is the source of this 2640-nucleotide messenger RNA. The record is from the annotation of a GenBank genome assembly. NCBI's taxonomy places the organism in Eukaryota, Viridiplantae, Streptophyta, Magnoliopsida, Fabales, Fabaceae.
AUGAACGAUUUCGACGGUUUAUUAUGUACUGAUUUUAAGCUGAAACAACAGGGUAAAUCGGCGCCAAUCUCAUCCAAAGGAUCUUUAAAUUUCACCAAAACUUCUUCCCUUAACUUCGAUUCAACUUUGCGAUCCUCUCGCUCUCACAAUCAAGAUUCCGCUCUAUUCUCCGAUCUCUUCAAUGUCGAUUCCAUUUCUCGCAGCUCCAGCUCCGGUUUCGCUCCACAUUCCGUCAACUCGCCUGUCUACGAUAAACCUGUUUACGAUGAUGAGAGUGUCUCUCGGGCCACUGCGUUUGACGAUCUUCUCGGCGGAUUCGGUCAUUCGAAGAAAACCGUGAAGAAUGAGAAAGGCGUGGAUGAUUUUGAUGAUCUGAUCUCUGGAUUUGGGAACAGUAAGCCUUCCUCCCGUCAAAGGCCCACUCCUGAUACUGUUUCAUCAUCGGAAUCUACUUUCAGUGCAUCUAAAACAAUCUCUAAUACAACAGAAGACACUUUCAAAAUAUUUGAAUCAGCUUCUGCUCCAACUGGUUCAUCCUCAGGCCAUUUUACAGACCCAUUAGAAGAAAUUAGUAAAUUUACUAGUUCUAGAAGCACAAAAACUUAUAGUUCAUCAAAUUCUAAUGGUGUUGUAUAUGAUAAUACUGAUCCCUUUGAUGGACUUGGAAAUUCAGUACCAGCAUUUUCAUCAGAGAGGACCUACAGGAAUGGUACCAGUUCACUGAUGCCGAGGUCAAACACAAGUUCAAGUUGGACCAGAGAUAAAGAAUCAUUUGAAAAAUUGUCUGUCAGGAGUCCUGAUAGACGGACACAUAACAGAAUUCCUGUUGAACAUGACCAGGAGUUUCAUCAAACUCCAUACGGCAUGCCUACAUAUUCAUCUGAUUCGAAUAAACCAGUAUUUGGCCAAAGGUCUACUUCCCCUUUUUAUGCUAAUGAUGGUUUUAGACAAGUCGAUUCCCGGGUAGACAUGUCUCCAAAAUAUGAAGAAAAGUUGGUCUCAGAAGAUGAUAUAUGGCUAACGGUAUUAGAGAUUCCUCUUUCCACACAACCAACUGCUGCUCCACCACCUUUAAGACCGCCUCCUCCUCGACCAGUUCAUAUCCCCAAGUCAGAAACUGGUUCACCAGCUUUUGUCAAUGUCAGGAAAGAGAACGGAUUUUCUUCUGUCCCAAGUUCCACUCGAUGUUCUCAGGAUCCUAAAUAUGCUCCUGCUACAGCCAAGUCAUCUUCUGCAUCGCAGUUUGAUGAACCUAAAGAUUUUACCAUGGCCAGGAGUCACGGUGAUGAUGAUGAACGUGAAAAUGGUGAUCCUGAUGAAGAAUUAGAGAUGAACUCAGCUGCUACAGCUAUGAAGGAGGCGAUGGAGAGAGCUGAAUUUAAAUUUAGGCAUGCAAAGGAAGUUAGGGGGAGAGAGAAUACAAAACCUGCUCGAAGCAAAGAAUCCAUACAUUCGGAGAAAGGUGACAGAGCCGUGCCAGAGGGGAGAGGCAGGUUAGACCAUGAGCAGAAGCAAAAGGAGAUGGAGGAAAUGGAGCGAAGAAGAAUUGAGAGGAAAAUGGAGGAGAAAGAAAGAGAACAACGGCGACUUGAGAGAGAAAGAGAAAAAGAAAGACAGGCUGUGGAAAGAGCUACUAGAGAAGCACGUGAAAGAGCAGCUGCUGUAGCUCGCCAAAGAGCUGAGAAGGCUGCUGUUGAGAAAGCUAAUGCAGAAGCUAGAGUGCGUGCUGAAAGGGCCGCAGUUCAGAGAGUACAAGCUGAAGCCCGUGAAAGGGCUGCUGCUGAAGCAAAGGAAAGGGCUGAAAAGGCUGCUGCAGGGGCAAAGGGGAGAGAAGCACGAGAAAGAGCUGCAGCUGGAAGGACUGAAGCUGAAAUGCGAGUUAAAGUAGAACGUGCUGCUGUAGAAAGGGCUGCCGCAGAGGCCCGAGAAAGAGCUGCAGCUGCUGCAAGAAUGUACCAGCAAAAAAAGGAAAACGAUCUUGAGUCGUUCUUCAGCAUGAGCGGACGGGCCAACAGUGCUCCAAGACCUCCUAGAUCUAGCUCUUCUGAUUCAACUUUUGAUGCCCAGUUUCAGCCAGAUGUAAGUCGAAAAUCUACAAGCACGUCAUCAAACGUAAAGAAGGCAUCGUCAUCAAAUAAUAUUGUCCAUGAUCUUUCCUCAAUUUUCGGCGCUUCUUCUUCAGCUGGAGGAUUUCAGGAAAUUGAAGGGGAAAGUGAAGAAAGACGAAAAGCCAGGUUGGAACGCCUUCAAAGGGCUCAGGAGCGCGCGACAAUAGCAUUGGCCGAGAAGAAUCAACGGGACUUACAGACUCAAAGAGAGCAGGCUGAGAGGCAUAGGUUUGCUGAAACACUGGAUUUUGAAGUUAAACGCUGGGCUGCGGGAAAAGAGGGGAACUUGCGAGCUUUACUCUCCACCCUACAAUAUGUAUUAUGGCCUGAAUGUGGUUGGCAAGCAGUUUCUUUGACUGAUCUUAUUACAGCUGCUACUGUUAAAAAGGCUUAUCGGAAAGCUACACUGUGCAUUCAUCCUGAUAAAGUGCAGCAGAAGGGUGCCACUCUUCAACAGAAGUAUAUUGCAGAGAAGGUUUUUGAUCUACUAAAGGAGGCAUGGAAUAAGUUCAACUCAGAGGAGCUUUUUUAA